Molecule: messenger RNA, 2023 nt
Organism: Eriocheir sinensis (Chinese mitten crab)
Lineage: Eukaryota; Metazoa; Arthropoda; Malacostraca; Decapoda; Varunidae
Product: peroxisomal trans-2-enoyl-CoA reductase-like
Exons: 8
Coding region: 418-1314 (298 amino acids)
Biological process (GO): phytol metabolic process
Cellular component (GO): peroxisome
Molecular function (GO): trans-2-enoyl-CoA reductase (NADPH) activity
Source: RefSeq, a predicted model, not a curated record
CCGAAGUCGAAGUCGAGUCGAACUGGAACAAAACAACUAACCGGGUCGCUGCUGCCGCCUCCUCAUUUUUCUACGAUUUUCUUCCUCCUGACGAAGAGACAACAGAUACCGGAGGAGAGAAAGUACUGUAAGAGGCUAAAGAGAUUGCCAGUAACGGAAGAGGGCAGAGAGAAGGAAGAUAAUUCACAAGAAGAUAAGACAGACAUUGCGGCCUCCUCCUCCUGCACCUCCUUUUCCCACCUCCUGACGAAGAGACAAAAUAUACCAGAGGAAAGACAUUACUAAAAGAGGCUGAAGAGAUCGCUAGGAAACGGAAAGCGGACUGAGAAGCAAGACAAAUAAAACAGCCUUUGGAAUUUGUUGGUAUGGGAAGUAGAAGCACCUGACACUACUGACCCUAAUCUUUCUUCGGCAGCAAUGUCUGUGUUCCGGCCGGGGCUGUUCAAGGGGAAGGUGGCUGUGGUGACUGGAGGGGCCACAGGCAUUGGCAGGGCCAUCACACAGGAGCUUCUUUCUUUGGACUGCACUGUUGUCAUAGCCUCCAGGAAGGAGGAGCGGCUAACAAGUGCCAUGCAGGAAAUAUGCCCAAAUGGCAAUAGAUUGAAGGCCAAAGUCUGUAACAUAAGGAAUGAAAGCCAAGUAAAUGAGCUGAUAUCCUCCACAGUGAAGGAACUGGGCAAGAUAGAUUACCUUGUCAACAAUGGGGGCGGACAGUUUCCUUCCACAGUCAGCAACAUGAGCUUCAAGGGAUGGAAUGCUGUAAUUGACACCAACCUCAACGGAACUUUCCAUAUGUGUCAGGAAGUUUAUCGGCAGUGGAUGGCACAGAAUGGUGGUGUGAUUGUCAACAUUAUUGCUGAUAUGUUUCGUGGCUUCCCGGUCAUGGCGCACACUGGAGCAGCCCGAGCGGCUGUGGAGAACCUCACCAAGUCUUUGUCAGUGGAGUGGGCUCAGGAUGGCGUGCGAAUCAACGCAGUGGCUCCUGGUAGCAACAUCUAUUCUCCAACAGCUGCCAGUAACUAUGGAGACAUGAAUGUGUUUGAGGCGGCACGCGGGGGAGUUCCCAUGAAGCGCCUCGGCACAACAGAGGAAGUGUCAGCCAUGGUAUGCUUCUUGCUUAGUCCAGCUGCUGCUUUUGUCACGGGGGCAACAUUUAGAGUUGAUGGUGGGUCCAGCCUGUAUGCCCCCCUUAUGUAUCAGAUUCCUGAGCACAAAAAGUUGCCUUCCUACUCCUGGACUUACACCCCGCCACAAGAGGAGGAGCAAAAGGAAAAGGAGGAGACAAAAAGUGCCUCCCCUAAAGCUAAGUUGUAGGACAGUAUCACCAGAGAAUAGUCUUUUAAUGCCCUGAAAGUUAAAGAUCAGUUCAUAGAUAUAGAGGACUAACAUGUACAUUCUGUAAAGCUUUAGAUACUUGAAUAAUCUUGGUUUGUAGAAUUUUAUAUAUAUACUAUAUGAUACAAUUUACAUAUACUGAUAUACUUUUUAAAGUUAAGGCUGUGAUGAUACAAGUUUUUCACAUGGGAAAGUAGAAGUAGCUGUUUGAUUACUGUUGUUAAUGUUUUUGUACAAAAUAGUUUAUCUACAUAUUUUUGUAUCUAUCAUCUUUGUACAUAUGGCAACACAAUAUCUUUGAAAUUUUCUGCAAAAAAUGGAAAAUAUGACAUGUUUGUUUAUUUUUCCACCAGUGCAGACCUUGCCUCAGUCUUUUCACUUCUCUUUAUCAUCCCUUUCAUCACACUUCCUGAUCCUUCCAGUUUACAAUUGUCCAAACUUGUAUUUACUCUGUAAUCUAUCAUCUUUUUAGUGUCAGACAUUAUAUUUCAGUAGUUUUCUUCCUAAAUUCGAAAGAUGAUUGUGUAGUCAUAUUCCUAUAGAAUUAUAUAUGUAUUUUCAAGGUUGACAAUCAGGGGAUAUUAUACAUAAAUCCUAUAAGAAAAUAGAUUGGCUUGGUUCAUAUGUUGUGACCAAUUGUGACCUUUGUGUUGGUUUUUCAGUGAAUUCAAAUAAAAGUUAAUAAUAA